This is a messenger RNA of Ogataea parapolymorpha DL-1, 1239 nucleotides long. RefSeq names its product Beta subunit of the CAAX farnesyltransferase (FTase). Gene Ontology annotation, biological process: protein farnesylation. Gene Ontology annotation, cellular component: protein farnesyltransferase complex. The record is from RefSeq and is a predicted model, not a curated record. Bases 1 to 1239 code for a protein of 412 amino acids. NCBI's taxonomy places the organism in Eukaryota, Fungi, Ascomycota, Pichiomycetes, Pichiales, Pichiaceae. The transcript has a single exon. Gene Ontology annotation, molecular function: protein farnesyltransferase activity.
AUGGCUCAGAUUAACUUGAACUACGAUAAGUUGCAAGAACUGUUUGAGGCGAGCGACCGGGUGGAUGAGUUCCGUAUCAAGGAGCCGGCCUCUAGAACUAUAGAAAGCCAAAUGGAGGUCGAAAUGGACAUCCUUAAAAUAUAUGAGGACAUUUUAAGUCAGGAGAAAAGCCAAUUCCCUAUUCUUACACGCAAGAGACAUUCCAAAUACAUCAACACAUUUUUGAGCCGCCCAUUGCCUGCUCCAUUUACGGCUCUGGACGCUUCUCAUCCCUGGAUCAUCUACUGGCUUGUGAACUCUAAGGCACUUCUCGGUGAGGAAAUAGACUCAGAGCUGUCCGAAAACAUUGGCCACAAAGUUCUCGAAUGUGUGGAUUCCGAAACGGGGGCGAUUGGGGGAGGAAAUGGUCAGAUGGCCCACAUGGCCGCUACUUAUGCUGGUUUGUUGGCUUUAACAGUAAGUAAAAGUUAUAAAGCUGCUGCCCAGCUCGAGAGAUCCAAAAUCUACAACUGGCUGCUAGAAAUGAAGCAGCCUGACGGCUCUUUCAUCAUGCAUUACAAUGGAGAAGCAGAUACCAGAGCCGUGUACUGUGCAAUCUGUGUUGCUUCUCUACUGGACAUUAUGGACGACAAGCUUGCGUACAAGGCAAUUGACUGGCUGGCCAGCUGCCAAACGUAUGAGGGUGGAUUUUCAGGCUAUCCUGGCGAUGAAGCUCAUGGAGGAUACACUUUUUGUGCUGUAGCAGCACUGUCAAUGUUGAAAUCUCCUAGUGAUUUAGCAUCCGUGAUUGAUCUGGACAAUUUGAUCAGCUGGACUGUUCAAAGGCAGUAUAGCUUGGAGGGAGGACUUAGUGGACGUACAAAUAAGCUCGUUGAUGGAUGCUACAGUCAUUGGGUUGGAGGGCUGACACCGUUACUCGAGAUUGCUACGGGUCAGAAAGACCUUCUCAAUCGAAUCCAGUUGCAAAACUACAUUCUCUGCUGUUGCCAGGAUGAGCCUGCAGGCCUUCGGGAUAAGCCGUCUGCUCGGGCAGAUUUUUAUCAUACAAAUUACGUGCUCUGCGGACUGAGCAUGACGCAGCACUAUCAAGAGUACAAGGACGGCGAGUACAUUGGACACCGCAUUUCGGAUCCGAGCGUAACCGAAGUUUCAGAUAUAAACCACGUGCGCUCGUUGGACCCGGUUUAUGGCGUCCCGAAUGGACUGGCUUCCCAGAUGAUCGCUUUGUAUAGAGCUUGA